Cladophialophora yegresii CBS 114405 is the source of this 1248-nucleotide messenger RNA. RefSeq lists its product as uncharacterized. Bases 1 to 1248 code for a protein of 415 amino acids. The record is from RefSeq and is a predicted model, not a curated record. The transcript has a single exon. NCBI's taxonomy places the organism in Eukaryota, Fungi, Ascomycota, Eurotiomycetes, Chaetothyriales, Herpotrichiellaceae.
AUGGACGAUGGAAUGCGGCAAUACUCGCAGAAGAGAAACCUGGCCAAAGAGCGAGACUGUGGUGAGCAAGAUGUGAGGGAUGCUUUCGAGAGAUGGGUUCUGUCCGACAAGGCCCGUAAACGGCUCAAGCAGCCAUUCUUUGCCCGUGAAGACUCAGAUCCUCAAUACCCCUCUGACUCGGUGCAAUUUUCGCGUCUGAAGGAGGGCCGUGUCCACGAUAAUGCUCAAGAGGAGGGGCCCGUGUACGAGAAGGUUGAUGGAGUCGUUAUGGACACCCGUCCAGGGGAUCCGGCCGGCACGUAUGCAAUGGAACAGACACUCCCGGAGAUCGAGGCGCAUGACAUUUGCGAGAUUCAAGACAGGUCGACAAACAGGUCCGCUGGCUCGUCACCAGCUGAAGAUUUCCAGGCAACCCUUUCGUCUUCGUCGACCGAUUCCAGCAGGGAGAGCAGUGGAGCAAGCCCUCAGGUUUGGUCCGGAAGCUCAGGGUCAGAAUCCACAAUAUCAACCGAUACCGGCGUUUUGAAGCCCUACCAGCACAUUUCGAAAGAAUUCAUGCCAUCUCCUAUGGGUGAAUGCGAAGAUGACAGCCAGCAUAACAGGAGCUCACGGGGUACAUGUGCUCCUGGUAUUUCAGAGCUAGACAGCGGACAAACCCCCUGGGCCGAGCUGCAAUCUGCUGAGCCAGUGACUGUACAGCCAUCACCGUUGAGGGUCAUUGUUGAACAGGAGCGGAGUAGCGUCACCAACAGUCGGGUUUCGAAUCCUGCGCCAGCCCCCAUUGUCAAAGGAGUCUCAGAAGGGGAUAUUAUGGGUCAUCCGCCUGGAGCUUCAGUAACGGCUAAGAAAGAAAAUGAGCCUCCUACGAAUUUCAGUGCUCAGGACGCCACCUCCCACGGCCACCUUGACUCGCCGCCGAGGGUGGUCGGUGCCGCCGGAAUCGGAGGUGACGGGAACAUCUAUGAACUCGAGGCGGCGGCACCGGUCAAAUCCGGCAGAAAUGGUACCGGGUUUUCCACGACUCAUGAUGACCAUGACGGUACGGUUGAUGAGCCGAAUGUCCUCACUAAGCUGGAGCAUGGCAUCUCCAGAGCAGCGCAUGCCGUCCAUCUUAAAGUGAAGAAAAACGUCACAUUCAGCCCCGUGGAUGAUGUGAGGUUCAUGACGCCGUCACCAUAUCGCUCCUCAAUGGACAACACCAGCGCUGCAGAGGUUGACCACAAGCGGCGAGACUAUGUGAACCCAUGA